Onychostruthus taczanowskii (white-rumped snowfinch) is the source of this 1031-nucleotide messenger RNA. It is a transcript of the gene LRRC20, whose product is annotated as leucine rich repeat containing 20. The record is from RefSeq and is a predicted model, not a curated record. The coding region runs from base 94 to 645 and encodes 183 amino acids. NCBI's taxonomy places the organism in Eukaryota, Metazoa, Chordata, Aves, Passeriformes, Passeridae. Gene Ontology annotation, molecular function: protein binding. The transcript is spliced from 4 exons.
CAUCCCUCUCCCAGAGGCCAGAGCGGCUGGUUUCUCCCUGCAGCCCUGGAUCCCCCGGGGCGAAGCGCAUUCCCGGCGGGCCCGGCCGCCCGCAUGCACAGGAGGAUGGGCGAGGCGGUGGCUCGGGUGGCCAGGAAGGUGAACGAGACGGUGGAGAACAAAAGGGAUUCCCUGGAUCUGGCCAACUGCAAACUGAUGACCUUCCCUGUUGGGAUCUACAAAGCCAUGAGGAGCGUCACCGAGGGGAUCCAUCGCAUCUCCCUGGCCAACAAUGAGCUCAAGUCCAUCACCAGCCGCUUUGUCACCACCUUCAGCCAGCUGAGAGAGCUCAACCUGGCAGGCAAUUACCUGCACCGCCUGCCCGAGGAAAUCACGUCCCUGCUGCACCUGCGGGCCAUCGACCUCUCCCGCAACAGGUUCCGGCGCUUCCCGGAGCCCCUGGCCACCGCCCCCGCCCUGGAGACCAUCGACCUGGAAGAGAACGAGAUCGCAGAGGUGCCGACGGAUAAAUUGGCCUCCAUGGCGUUGCUGCGGAGCCUCAACCUGCGCGCCAACCCCGUGGGCCCCGAGGUGCGCCUGCUGGUGCGGCCCCUCGUUCCCUUCGAGCUGCUGCUGUCUCCAGAGGAGCCCAUUCCCAAAGCCUGACAGCACCCCGGGCUGUCCCGAGGGGGCACUGCCCGCCGGAGGGGUUUGGCUUAGCUCAGUCCCUGCUACGCCCCCGUUUCUGCCCCAACCCUGAGUGAGUGCCUCGUUUUUCCUAAACUAAAAGCAAGCUCCCCCGUGGGGGGGAUGGCUCUGCCAAAUCCCCGGCCAGGCAAUGUCCUGCUUGCGCGUUUUGGGGGCGCAGAGGAGCUGCAACGUUUGUGGUGGGAGGUUUGGGUGGAAUUGGGGGGAUCUGGGUGUGCAGCAUCCCAGCCGGGCACUGCAGCAGCAGUGAUGCUGGAGGACAUGCCUGCAGCUGUAAGGGCUCUCCCUGGAAUUGCUGACACGGUGGUGGUGUGCCAAGUGCCUGAUUAAAUGCUUUCCUGUUA